UUUCUGAGUAUGGAACAUUUUUGGAACCUUUUACUUCAGCUCAUGAAGCAUGGGACCAACACUUUACAUGUUGCGUUUAGAUUUUUGUUCAGAAUACAUGACGUGUCCAUAGUAAAAUGCCCAGCGAUGACACACGGCUCCAACUACUACUAACUAUCACAUGGAAUUCUGAAAGGGACUUGGGAAGUUUCGGUUCAUGGUGAGUCACCACAGUACUCGUGGUCACCAGCGCGGGGAGAGAGACUCCAGUCACGCCACCCUCCCAGCACUGUGCCGUGUAUGAUUGCCGCGAUGCAGGCAGGCUAUUCGUCCAAGGAAUAGGAUCGUAGUUGGAACACUUUAGAGAACAGGUGGUCGGUAAAACGUUAACGUUUAGACGGUAUGAAGAGACGAUGAAGAUUAUUGCCGUCUGCUUGUUUGGAAUACAAUCUUUUUGACACCAAAGGAAAUUCAUAACUGGAACAUCCUACAAAGUAGUGAGGAAUACACCUCAACGGAAGUACAUCGGGAUUCGGGAACUAAUAUGAAAGUGACAGUGUGUUUUGGGAGAACCAGGGUGGUGGUUCCUUGUGGCAAUGGAACUAUUAAAGUCCACAGUCUUAUCGAGCAAGCCGCCAUGAGAUAUAAAAAGGCUAUUGCGAAGGAUCCUGGCUACUGGCUACAGGUGCACAGGUUGGAGCAUGGGGACGGAGGCAUACUGGAUCUGGACGACACACUGUGCGAUGUGGCCGAUGACAAAGACAGGCUGGUGGCAGUGUAUGAGGAGCAGGACCCUCACCAUGGAGGCGAUGGCACCAGUGCCAGCUCAACGGGCACACAGAGCCCUGACCCCUUCACUGCCGUCGCAGAGCUCAACUCCAGCAACAUGUCCGCCUUCCAGCCCUACCAGACCAGCAGCGAGAUAGAGGUUACCCCCUCCGCCCUGCGCAGCAACAUGCCUCUCCAUGUUCGGCGCAGUAGCGACCCCUCUCUGGCGGGCCUUCCCCUGGGUGACCCACAUACAGCACCGGAGGAACCAUCCCGUAAGAACCCCACACGAUGGUCCACCACGGCAGGCUUUCGCAAGCACAACCACCACCACAGCCACAGCCACAGCCAAAACACUGGGACCAACAGCCUGGAACGCAAGGAUGUAGAUGCGUACCGGAGUCUCCCUCGUGAUUCAGCAGUUUGGGCCACCCAGUUCCAGAGAGAGACUGCCCGCUCCUCACUCAGCGCCAACCACCCCAUGGUGGACCGUUGGCUGGACAGACAGGAUCAGGAGGAGGAGGAGGAAGAGGAGAGGGUGAAGCAGGAAGAGAGGAAUGGGAGAAUAGAGCCGGUGGGGAGAGCAGACUCCUGUGUGGAACACUCCCCAACGUUAUCUCUGAAUGACAUGCUAAAGCUGGUAGAGGUGUCCAAUGUCGGCGGGCCUCUGGGGAUCCACGUUGUGCCUUUCAGUGCCACGGACAGAAGGACCCUUGGGUUGUUAGUGAAGCGUCUGGAGCGCGGCGGCAAGGCGGAGCAGGAAGGUCUGUUCCAGGAGAACGACUGUGUCGUCAAGAUUAAUAACGGGGAUCUGAGGAACAUCCGAUUUGAACAAGCCCAGAACAUGUUCAGGCAGGCCAUGCGUUCUCCUGUCAUUCUGUUCCAUGUGGUCCCAGCUUCCAUGAAGAGCCAGUAUGAGCAGCUCUCCCAGGAGGAGCUUAGCCCCCCAUGUCCGAGGGGGGAGAGGGGUAACCGGGGAAGCUUCACCUCCAGCCAGGCCUCGGACCCCCAGGCCCCGCAGCCCGGGGAAAGGGGUAGUCUGCUGGUUCACGGGGGGGUGGGGUUGGACCACAACCCACAGAGGAUGUCCUCCAGGUCAAGACCACACCCCAUUCCCAUCCCCAACAUCAAACACCAGAACCAUGGUCCUCUACCACCGCGUGUACCAGACCAGCGCUUCUCCACCUCGCUACCUCACAGCGGAAGCAACAACGUCUCCUCGGCCCCCUCUCCAUCCCUGCAGAGGAGAGUUAGUGCCAACCCUACUGCAGGCUACUUAAAGAAAACCGGCCGGAGACUGAACAUCCAGCUGAAGAAAGGUCCUGAGGGUCUUGGAUUCAGCAUCACAUCACGUGACGUCCCCAUAGGAGGCUCCGCCCCCAUCUAUGUCAAGAACAUCCUGGCUCGGGGUGCUGCUAUCCAAGAUGGCCGCCUGAAGGCUGGCGACCAGCUGCAAGAGGUGAAUGGGGUAGACCUGAAUGGGAGGAGUCAGGAGGAGGUGGUAGCUCUACUCAGGAUCACCCCCAUGGGCGGAACAGUCAGUCUGCUAGUCCUACGCCAAGAGGACUCCUAUCUACCUAGAGAAGUGAAGUCAGAAGAAGAGGACCUGGUGUUGACCCCAGAUGGUACCAGGGAGUUCCUGACCUUUGAGAUCCCUCUGAGUGACUCGGGGUCGGCAGGUCUGGGGGUCAGCGUCAAGGGAAACCGCUCCAAGGAGAACCACGCCGACCUGGGCAUCUUUGUCAAGUCCAUCAUCAACGGAGGGGCCGCCUGCAAGGAUGGCCGACUGAGAGUCAACGACCAGCUGAUUGCCGUCAAUGGCGAGUCGUUGCUAGGGACGCCCAACCAGGAUGCCAUGGAAAUGCUUCGCCUGUCCAUGUCGACGGAGGGCAACAAACGAGGGAUGAUCCAACUCAUCGUUGCCAGGAGGGUUGCCAAGAGCAACGAGGAGGUUCCAGGAAGCUCGCGGGUGGAGGAGCAGCCUCUGACAGACCCUCUGGACGACCAUGAGCGCCACAUCUCCCACUCCAUGUUCGGGACCAGAGAGUCCAUGGACGACCAGCCCUCCAUGCCGCCACGCAAUGUCAUGAUGGGACCCCGCAUGAUGGGUAACUACCAGCUGUCUCCGACUGUGAACAUGCCCCAGGACGACACCGUCAUGAUCGAAGAUGAUAGGCCACCUGUGAUCCCCGCCCACAUGUCUGACCAAUCAUCCUCCAGCUCCCACGAUGACAUGGGCUUUGCUGCAGAUAACCCAGUGACUUGGGCUCAGGACGUGCCAAACCAAAAUGAGUGCUCCCUCAGUCCGGACACAGAAGACCCAGAAGAUUCCUUUCAGAGGGAGGGGUUUGGACGCCAGAGCAUGUCAGAGAAACGCACCAAACAGUUUGGCGACAAUGCCAAUCAGCUUGAGAUCAUCAAGACGCGCAAGUCCAAGAGCAUGGACCUAGUAUCAGACGAGUUUAACCCCCACCUCACCCCCAGCACAGAAAACAUGGAAGGCUCUUCGACAGGAGAAACAAUUGGUCCCUCUCUGGGCCUGAAGAAGUCCAGCUCCCUGGAGAGCCUCCAGACUGCCGUUGCCGAGGUUACACUCAACGGGGAAAUUAACCUCCACAGGCCACGCCCACGAAUCAUCAGGGGGCGGGGUUGCAACGAGAGCUUCCGGGCAGCCAUCGACAAAUCGUACGACAGGCCAGGAGUAAUCGUUACUGCUAUGGAAGAGUGUGACCUGAAAGGAAUGGAGACAUUGGAGGAGGACGCCGAGGGGAGUUGUCGGUCAGGCCGGAACUCCAUAUCUACGGCCACUGACCUGACCCUGCCACCCGGCAACUCUGUAACCAUGGAGAUGCAGGUGAAUGGCAACGGCAAUAAAAAGAGGGUGAAGAGCGUGAGGGACAAGAAGAAGCCUGAGAGAGAUAAAGAAAAGGAGAAAGAAAAAGAGAGAGAAAAAAACAAAGCCAAGAAAGGGUUGCUGCUGAAGGGCCUGGGAGAUAUGUUCAGGUUUGGGAAGCACCGCAAUGGAGACAAGAUGGAGCGUAAGGGGUCGAGUAAAUCUAAGAUGGAGGACACACAGGCGUCUGAGGAGGAGAUGCUACGGAUGAAACUGGAGCAGGAGAGGAUCCAGGCGAAGACGAGGGAGUUCCGUGAACGUCAAGCGUUGGUGGCGAGGGAGAGGGAGUACGCUGAGAUCCUGGACAUCAACCCCAACCUGAACUGCACCUUCAGCUCCAACGAAGACGAGGAGCACCCCUACGCAGGCAUCGGCUCCCUGGACGGGUCAUCCGAAGACAGCAGACAGGAGCCCCACCAAGGGCCCCAGCCCCCCCAGGACAGCGGUCCAGACCAGCCCGACCUGGAAGCCCUCUAUGCCCAGGUCAACAAGCCUCGCAACGGACACCCUCCCUCAGCUGACAGCAACCGACUGGCGCCAAGUAACCAUGACCGGAUACGACGUCUGAGGGUUGAGUUCCAGCAGGCCAGAGGAGAGGAGGACCCUGAUGACCGACGGCGCACAUACAGCUUCGAGCAGCCCUGGGCUAACUCGGAGACCUAUACCCUGACCGGACACCAAUCUGUUUCUGUGGAGUCACAGGUGCAGAGACCGAGACAAGACAAGAGACGAGACUCAUUUACACAGGCCCAAAGACAGUACAGUUCCCUGCCACGGCAACCUCGUAAGACCCCCAGCACAGUGUCCCAGGAGUCGUGUGACAAAGCCUUCCCGCCGGGCGAGGUCUUCCAGACGGCCAAGGAGAACCCCCGCUACUCCAGCUACCAGGGCUCCAGGAACGGCUACCUGCACAGCGGGGCCAGUGGCUUCAACGCCCGCGUCCUGCUGGAGACCCAGGAGCUGCUGAGGCAGGAGCAGAGACGCAGGGAGCAGUCUGAGGCCAAGAUGAGGCUACCGCCGCCACAGGAGGGGGUCCCUGUCACCAACACCGGCUACGAUGACAUUCACCCAGCCCCGACUCCAACCCUUCCCCAGGAUCCAGUCCUGACCCAGGCCCCGAUCCCUGUCACAGCCACACCCAAGGGCCCGUACCGCCAGGAUGUGCCCCCCUCUCCAUCUCAGCUGGCCAGGCUCAACAGGCUGCAGGGCUCAGAGAAAGGACAUCCAUUUUACUCCUGAUGGGCAAAGGAGGGAUAAGAGGAACUGGAGGAUGGAGGGGUUGAUGAUUAUCACCAGCAAUAAUAUAAGAGAGUCUGGAUCUUCUUAAAGUCCGCUAGAUCUCUUUGAAUGGUUUCAACACAGAGGUUUAAUUAAUUGUAUUUCUAUGUUGGUGUUUUUAUAACAAACUUUACAUUUAGGAUUCUAUUCACCCCAAUCACCAGUUGUCUGGUCUGUGUCUGCCAUCGUGAUCUUCCCACUUUAAGUGCCUUGUGGGAAGACUGUUCUGCCUUAAAGGUCGAAUGCAGCCGUUUUUAUCUCAAUAUCAAAUCAUUUAUGGGUAACAAUAAAGUACGUUACUGUGAUUGUUUAAAAUUAAAAUGGUCAAAAAGAAACUAAAAUAACUUCUUAGUAGAGAGCCAUUUCUUAAACAAGAAUUUUGAUAGGGAGUGGUCUGAGAAGGGAGAGGGAAGCAGAAAACUAGCUGUUAUGGCGAUGUCACCAGGCAGGCCAAAACUCCAUCCCUCCAAAGCAGACGGUCUUUUCAAACAGUUCUUACACUAAAAGGGCAUUAUCAUCAUUUUCACAAUUUCACUGCAUUAUUUCAAAAUAGUGUGUGAGAUUGUGUGGUUGACCACUUCGCUGUGUGAGGUUGUAUGCUCUACCAAAUCACGUAUUUGGCUGCACUGGGCCUUUAAGAGUCUAGUCCUCACCCUUCCUGUG
Molecule: messenger RNA, 5581 nt
Organism: Oncorhynchus kisutch (coho salmon)
Lineage: Eukaryota; Metazoa; Chordata; Actinopteri; Salmoniformes; Salmonidae
Product: partitioning defective 3 homolog
Exons: 24
Coding region: 524-4879 (1451 amino acids)
Biological process (GO): microtubule cytoskeleton organization; intracellular protein localization; cell adhesion
Cellular component (GO): adherens junction; cell cortex; apical junction complex
Molecular function (GO): phosphatidylinositol binding; protein binding
Source: RefSeq, a predicted model, not a curated record